Molecule: messenger RNA, 363 nt
Organism: Rhopalosiphum maidis (corn leaf aphid)
Lineage: Eukaryota; Metazoa; Arthropoda; Insecta; Hemiptera; Aphididae
Product: protein FAM200A-like
Exons: 1
Coding region: 1-363 (120 amino acids)
Source: RefSeq, a predicted model, not a curated record
AUGUCAGGUUACAAAACUGGAUUGUUGGGUCGUGUGAAAGAAUUUGCACCUCAAGUAAAGUGGACUCACUGUUGUAUUCAUAGGGAAGCGUUGGUUGCUAAACGCCUAUCAGAACACAUGAAAACAACUUUAGAAGAAGUAGUGAAAAUUAUAAACUUUAUUAAAUCACGACCUCUACAAUCAAGGCUUUUUGAAGUCCUUUGUAAAGACAUGGGAAGUGACCACGUACAGCUUAUUUUGCACACUGAAAUUCGAUGGCUCUCACGUGGAAAAAUUCUUCAGCGUUUUUUUGAGCUAAGAGACGAAGUUCGAGUAUUUCUUCUCGAAACCAGGUUUGUAGGCUUGUUAACUGAUUUUUCUUGA